CCUAAACCUCAGGAGAGGGACCAAUGGGCCAGUAAAAUGGAAUUCAUCCUGGCAGUCGCAGGACACAUUAUUGGUCUGGGAAAUGUCUGGAGGUUUCCGUACCUUUGCUACAAAAAUGGAGGAGGGGUUUUCUUCAUACCUUAUGUUUUGUUCUUGUUCACCUGUGGCAUUCCACUCUUCUUCCUGGAGACAUCUUUGGGCCAGUACACCAGUCAGGGUGGAAUAACAUGCUGGAGAAAAAUCUGCCCCCUUUUUGAAGGCUUAGGCUAUGGGAGCCAAGUGGUUGUUUUGUACACUGGGGUGUAUUACAUCAUCAUACUGGCUUGGGCAUUCCUCUACCUGUUUUCAUCCUUCAAGUCUGAGCUUCCAUGGGCGAGCUGCCACAACAGCUGGAACACAGCUGGCUGUUUUGAGCACAGUCACAAUCAAACAUCCUCUUUGCACCUGCAUGGAAAUAGUACGUCUUCAGUUGUAGAAUUUUGGGAGAGGAGAAUCUUGGGGCUGUCUAGUGGAAUUGAAGAAAUCGGUAAUAUUCGUUGGGACUUGGCUCUUUGUCUACUUCUUGCCUGGAUUUUGUGCUACUUCUGUGUCUGGAACGGCGUGAAGACCACAGGAAAGGUGGUUUACUUCACAGCCACAUUUCCAUACAUUAUGCUGGUGGUGUUGCUUGUUCGUGGUCUUACAUUACCGGGGGCCAAAGAAGGAAUAAUGUUCUACCUCUACCCAGACCCAUCCCGCCUCGCUGAUCCAGAGGUUUGGAUGGAUGCUGGCAGCCAAAUUUUCUACUCCUAUGGAGUUUGCACAGGUGUUCUGACAUCUUUAGGAAGUUACAAUAAGUACAACAACAAUUGCUACAGAGACACAGUUUACCUGUGCCUGUUAAACAGUUUAACCAGCUUUGUAGCUGGCUUUGCCAUCUUUUCUGUUCUUGGUUUCAUGGCAAAGGAGCAAGGUGUGGACAUAUCAAUGGUGGCUGAAUCAGGUCCAGGGUUGGCAUUCAUUGCUUAUCCUCGUGCUGUAGCUCUAAUGCCACUCCCCCAGCUCUGGGCCAUUUUCUUCUUUAUUAUGAUCAUCUUCUUAGGAUUAGACAGUGAGUUUGUAUAUCAAGAGGCGUUGGUCACAACCAUCUCCGACAUGUAUCCCUCCUUCUUUCAAAACAACUGCCGCCGCAAACUCCUUCUUCUUGCCAUUAGUGUUGGAAGUUUCUUUAUUGGCCUGCUGAUGGUUACACAGGGAGGCCUUUAUAUUUUCCAGUUGUUUGACUACUAUGCCUGCAGUGGGAUGACACUCCUACUUUUUGCUGUUCUUCAGUCUGUCUGUAUUGGAUGGGUCUAUGGUGCAGAUCGUCAUUAUGAUAAUAUAAAGGACAUGAUUGGAUAUCGACCGUGGCCUUUUAUGAAAUAUUGUUGGCAGUACUUCACACCAGCUAUCUGUACUUGCACAUUUCUCUUUGCCUUGGUCAAAUACACACCACUCAAAUUCAACAACACUUAUGAAUACCCCUGGUGGGGCUACACCAUCGGAGGAUUCUUUACUCUCUCGUCAACUCUUAUGGUUCCUGGAUGGAUGCUGUAUGCUAUGAGUGUCACUCCUGGAACACUAAGACAGAGAUUGAAAAUUCUGUGCACUCCAGCAAAAGACCUACCCACUGCAACGUCAAAUAAGCCAUCAAAUCAAGAGGCAUUUCAGACUUUCACAGACUUGUACACUCUCCGCAUGACAGAAAAUCCUGGUGACAGAGAUGGCAGAGCUCAGAGAUCAUCUAUUAUUUAAAUGGCAAGAAAUAAAGAGUACAUCCUGACACUAAAAUAGAGCCAUAACAGCAGCGGUUUUAUGUCAAAACUGUCCACAAAACAUUUGUGAAACUCUGGGAAAUGCACAUCACAAUAUAUUUCAGUGCUUGUGACAUCAGUUGUGAACAUACUUUUUAUAUCUCACGUUUUUGCCAGCUGGCAGUGUAUUUCUGAUAAUGAUUUAUGUUACAAUUACAUUUGAAAAUCACACUGUAAGAUCUUUUUUAAAGGAGUGCUUUUUAAAUAACGACAUUGAGUCUUUAUUAUUUUUACUGGGGUAUUAAACAAGCCCUCUGGUAAAAAAUAACAAUGUUUUUAGGAAGGAGAGAAAUUUCUUUCCUGAGAUUAAAAACUGUGUAAUGUUUAUAUACAUUUGUGUAUGCUGGUUAGCAGUAUAUUAAACAAUGUAUUUCUGGUAAUGCUAAUAAUAUUAAUUACUGAACAUGUAUUUAUUAAUUAAAGGGUAUUUUAAUAUCUUUAUGUGCUAACAAAUACAACU
Molecule: messenger RNA, 2292 nt
Organism: Thunnus maccoyii (southern bluefin tuna)
Lineage: Eukaryota; Metazoa; Chordata; Actinopteri; Scombriformes; Scombridae
Gene: slc6a22.2
Product: solute carrier family 6 member 22, tandem duplicate 2
Exons: 14
Coding region: 37-1773 (578 amino acids)
Biological process (GO): sodium ion transmembrane transport
Cellular component (GO): membrane
Source: RefSeq, a predicted model, not a curated record